Messenger RNA from Malania oleifera, 984 nucleotides. RefSeq names its product peroxidase 27-like. The record is from RefSeq and is a predicted model, not a curated record. Lineage: Eukaryota; Viridiplantae; Streptophyta; Magnoliopsida; Santalales; Ximeniaceae. Gene Ontology annotation, cellular component: plant-type cell wall; plasmodesma. Gene Ontology annotation, molecular function: heme binding; peroxidase activity. Bases 1 to 984 code for a protein of 327 amino acids. Gene Ontology annotation, biological process: hydrogen peroxide catabolic process; response to oxidative stress. The transcript has 4 exons.
AUGUCUGCUUUGCAGCUUUUCACAUUUUUCUUUCUCCGUUUGAUUAUCUUUCUGCCCUUGGCGUCUCACUUGGUCAAUGCACAGGGCUUGACUGUAGGGUUUUACUCAAGUACAUGCCCUAAGGCAGAGGCCAUUGUUAGGGACACUGUUAAUAAGGCCAUGUCAGUGGCACCUACUCUUGCGGCCCCUUUGCUCAGAAUGCAUUUUCAUGACUGUUUUGUUAGGGGUUGUGAUGGCUCAGUGCUGUUAAAUUCUUCAAUCCGACAAGCUGAAAAAGAUGCAAUUCCAAAUCAAAGUCUGAGAGGAUUCCAAAUUAUAGAUAAAGUUAAGACUGCAUUAGAAAAAGCAUGCCCCGGGGUGGUUUCUUGUGCCGAUAUCCUAGCUCUUGUCGCUAGGGAUGCAAUGGUUGCGGUAAAAGGACCAUUUUGGGAAGUUGAAACUGGGCGAAGGGAUGGAAGAGUAUCCAACAUUACAGAAGCCUUGAGGAAUUUGAUACCACCAUUCGCAAAUAUAACGCAAAUGAAGUUGGGAUUUCAACAAAAGGGUCUAAGCGUAAAAGACCUAGUUGUACUAUUAGGUGGACACACCAUUGGGACUUCUCACUGUUUCGCCUUCUCAAGCCGCCUUUACAACUUCACUGGAAAAGGAGAUUCCGACCCUAGUUUGGAUUCCAACUACAUACCAAAGUUGAGAAGAAAAUGCAAGCCUGGAGAUGCGAAUUCUCUUGUGGAGAUGGAUCCAGGAAGUUUCAAGACAUUUGAUGAAAACUAUUACAAACUUGUGAGCAAAAGAAGGGGCCUUUUUCAAUCAGAUGCGGCUCUUCUUGAUGACAGUGAGACCAAAGCGUACGUUAAACUUCAAGCCACGACCCAUGGAUCAACAUUCUUCAAGGACUUUGGUGUGUCGAUGGUGAACAUGGGAAGGAUUGGAAUCCUCACUGGUAAUACAGGGGAAAUUCGAAAACAGUGUGCUAUGGUGAACUAA